AUGGAUAUCAUGAAUCUGUUUAACGAGUUUCAUGGUACUGGUGUGCUCUCCAAAGCAAUAACUUCCUCCUUUCUCACGCUGAUACCCAAGACUCCGAAUACAAUGUGUCUUGAUGAUUUCAGACCGAUUUUCCUUGUCGGAAGCAUAUACAAGGUUAUUUCCAAACUGUUAGCGGCAAGAUUAAAGAAAGUGUUGCACUGUUUAGUUUCGCCGUGCCAAAGCGCGUUUGUUCCCAGAAGACAAAUGAUAGACGAAGUUCUUAUUGCAAACGAGAUUGUCGACAUCGCAAGUAAGGAAGGGAGCUGGGAAUGCUUGCUUUUUAAAGUAGACUUUGAAAAAGCCUACGAUAAGCCCGACGAAGGACUUCAGAGUCGGGAGAGGAAGGCGAAGGAAAUGGGAGAGUUUUCUAGUUUCAUAGUGAAGGAUAGCUGUGCAAUGGAUAUUCUGCAAUUCGCAGACGACACUUUGAUGUUGGGAAAUGGAGGUUGGAAAUAUGUUUGGGAUCUUAAAACAGUUUUGAGAGGGUUCGAAAUCAUCUCCGACUUGGGAGUGAAUUUUCACAAGAGCAAAUUGAUUGGUCUCAAUCUGAACCCGCACUUUUUACUUGCUGCAGCAAACUUUUUGGCGUGUAAGGUGGAAACAAACCCGUUCUCUUUCCUCGAAAUUCAAAUUGGUAUUAACCCGGGGAGAGCUUCUUCGUGGAUUCCUUUAAUUGAUAAAUUGAAGCUGUCUUUCUUCAAGGCGUCGGUGUCGGUUUGUAAGGAAAUCGUGAAAAUCCAGAGUAGUUUUCUGUGGGGCGAAACGACAGAGGAAAAGGAUACAUUGGGAAAUCCUCUCAGCCGCAAUUGCUCGAUAUGGUGGAAGGAUUUAUUGAAUUUGGACAAGAGAGACCAUGACAGAAUUCUUCUCGAUAACUGCAGUAUUUUGUUAGGUGAUGGCAAGUCGGCUUUGUUUUGGAUAGAUGAUUGGAAUCAAGUAGGUAUCUUAAGGGAUAUCUACCCCGAUCUGUAUGCUAUCAGUUCUGAUAAGAAGGAGACAGUGGCUAGCUGGAUUAGGCGGAUGAACGAAAGGGAGAGGGGUGGAUUCGGGAGUCCGGAGUCGGUUCACUUUUCUGUUGCGGACAGAAUGCAGAACUUAAGACUGAUUUUGGGCAGGAUUGAAUUUAGUAAUGGGCUAGAUGACGUGAAGAAUCAAGGUCAUGAGGGCAGUAGUAGCAGAGAGGAGAUAUUAUUCAAGAAUUUGUGGAAGACAUCGGUUCCGUUUCAGAUUAAGGCAUUUGGAUGGCGUCUUCUGCAUGACAGAUUGGCAACGAAAAACAAUUUGCUAAUUAGAGGUAUUAUUCAUUCACUAUCUAAUUUGUUUUGUCCUUUUUGUCUCGAAAGUGAAGAAUCUCUAUACCAUCUCCUUUCAUCUUGUCAUGUGUCGAGGGAGGUAUGGAGUCGAGUGGCGUCGUGGGCUGGGUUUGUUAACACGAACAAGGACACUAUCGGGCAGCAUUUUUUGGUUUGGGUUGAGUUCUUUAAGAAGAAAAAAGUCAGAAGCGGUAACGAAGGUAUUGUAUGGAUUGCUGUUUGGUGGUCGUUAUGGAGGGCGAGAAUUGGAAUGAUCUUCAAUGAUGCGAUUAAUUUUGUUUCGGAUAUAAUUUGGGAUAUCAAGGUUUUAGCUUGGAAAUAG
Vicia villosa (hairy vetch) is the source of this 1674-nucleotide messenger RNA. RefSeq lists its product as uncharacterized. Bases 1 to 1674 code for a protein of 557 amino acids. The record is from RefSeq and is a predicted model, not a curated record. Lineage: Eukaryota; Viridiplantae; Streptophyta; Magnoliopsida; Fabales; Fabaceae. The transcript has 6 exons.